AACUUUACUACCAUGUGGGAAGACUUAUUGGUCUACGCUGACGUAUCAUUUGGCUUAUAUAACAACUUGUAGAUUGUACUAACAAUUUCACACACAUGUAUAAGUUUUAAUAACCUUAGUGUGUUCUUUUUUCAUAUUGUAUCAAGAUGAGUGAGAGUAAGGUAGUUGAAGCAAAGCCUCAAAAAAACAUUCAAGAUUUCGAUUCUAAGAAGAAACCUAAGCGAAACAGUUAUGCUUUUGCUUGUGCUAUGUUAGCUUCCAUGACUUCCAUUUUACUUGGAUACGAUAUUGGUGUUAUGAGUGGAGCUGCAAUCUACAUAAAAAGAGAUCUUAAAGUAUCGGACACACAGAUUGAGGUUAUGAUGGGAAUCAUUAACAUCUACUCUCUCAUAGGUUCGUGUCUUGCCGGCAGAACCUCCGAUUGGAUUGGUCGCCGUUACACCAUCGUUUUCGCCGGUGCUAUCUUCUUCGUUGGAGCCUUACUCAUGGGUUUCUCACCAAACUAUGCUUUCCUCAUGUUUGGCCGUUUCAUUGCCGGAAUUGGCAUCGGCUACGCACUCAUGAUUGCCCCGGUUUACACCGCUGAAGUCUCCCCCGCUUCCACCCGCGGCUUCCUCACUUCUUUUCCAGAGGUUUUCAUAAACAGUGGAAUAUUACUUGGGUACGUAUCAAACUUUGCAUUUUCAAAACUAUCCCUUCAAUUAGGUUGGAGAAUGAUGCUUGGAGUUGGAGCAAUUCCUUCCGUCAUCCUAGCCGUCGGAGUAUUAGCCAUGCCAGAGUCGCCGCGAUGGCUCGUAAUGAGAGGCCGUUUAGGAGACGCAAUAAAAGUACUCAACAAAACCUCAGAUUCCAAAGAAGAGGCUCAGCUUAGAUUAGCCGAGAUAAAACAAGCCGCCGGAAUACCGGAAGAUUGCAACGACGAUGUUGUUCAGGUAAAAACCAAAAACACCGGUGAGGGUGUAUGGAAAGAGCUUUUCGUUUAUCCUACACCCGCAGUUCGUCAUAUUGUUAUAGCAGCACUAGGGAUUCAUUUCUUCCAACAAGCAUCCGGUAUAGACGCCGUCGUUUUGUACAGUCCUAAAAUCUUCGAAAAAGCUGGGAUCAGCGGUGACACGCAUCUUCUUCUUGCAACGAUAGCCGUUGGAUUUGUUAAAACAGUGUUUAUCUUAGUGGCUACUUUUAACUUAGACAGAUUCGGUCGUCGUCCGAUGUUGUUAACGAGUGUCGGAGGUAUGGUGAUCUCGCUUCUCACACUCGCUGUCAGCCUCACGAUCAUUGAUCAUUCGAAAACGAAACUAAUCUGGGCCAUUGCAUUGAGUAUAGCAACUGUUUUGUCUUAUGUUGCGACGUUUUCGAUAGGUGCGGGACCCAUCACGUGGGUGUAUAGUUCUGAGAUAUUUCCUUUGAGAUUGAGGGCACAAGGUGCAGCUAUGGGUGUUGUGGUGAAUAGGGUUACUAGUGGGGUUAUUUCAAUGACGUUUUUGUCCUUGGAAAAAGCGAUUACUAUUGGAGGAGCUUUUUUUCUCUUUGGAGGUAUUGCUACAAUUGCGUGGAUAUUCUUUUAUAUUAUGCUUCCUGAAACACAGGGGAAAACACUUGAAGAAAUGGGCGAGUCUUUUGGGAAAAUUUGGGCGAAACCGAAGAAUGCUAAGGGAGUUGAGGAUGGUAAUGAUCGUGUAUCACAAGUUCAGUUAGGGACCAACGUUUCAACUUGAGUAUAGUAGAUAAAUGUGAUAUAUUAUUAGGGUUGAUGUAUAAUUAUGAAAAUAUUAGUGGUGUUGUGUGUUUUUAGAGGGAUGAUGGUCUAACACUUCUAAAAGAAAUGGUGAACUUUAUUUGUGAGAGAGAAAGAUAUAGUAAAAAUUAGGUGGGGAUCUUCUGCUUAGUAGAAACCAUUUUAGUGGAUCUAUUGUGUCAUUCUUUCUCGUGAAUUUAUCUAUCUAGAGAAUCUUCACCCAUUUAGAGUAGAUUUUUAAGAAAAAAUUGUAUGGAAAAAUAAAUUUGCAACAAAUUCCAAUGAUAAGAAAAAGAAAGAUGUUUCAUUAUUUA
Messenger RNA from Lathyrus oleraceus (garden pea), 2049 nucleotides. RefSeq names its product polyol transporter 5. NCBI's taxonomy places the organism in Eukaryota, Viridiplantae, Streptophyta, Magnoliopsida, Fabales, Fabaceae. The coding region runs from base 147 to 1715 and encodes 522 amino acids. The record is from RefSeq and is a predicted model, not a curated record. Gene Ontology annotation, biological process: transmembrane transport. The transcript has 3 exons. Gene Ontology annotation, cellular component: membrane. Gene Ontology annotation, molecular function: carbohydrate:proton symporter activity.